GAGAAAAUGGUAGAAACCAAAGUGCAGCCAGGAUCCAGUCAGACUGCAGAUUCUUCUGAUGAAGAGAAAAACGAAGAAGAGAAAAUCGAGGCAAGACCUGCUAAUAAAUUUCUCUGCAAUCCUUGUGAGGAAAACAACAAACAUCAAGAAGAAAUUGAAAAAAUACUCAGAAGACUUCAUCUCAAAGACCAACAUCAAAGAAUGUUGUCAUCAGAGGACUUUAUUAAAAUAGGUCCACCUGUAAAUCAGACUAAUCAAAUCCUCGAGAAAGAGAUAGUUUUUACUUUUCUUCAGAGAUUAAUGAUGUUAGAUUACAGGGCAAGAUACAUUACAAAUCAAUCAAAAGAGGAUCAUAUACACCCAAUGGAUGUUCAAAUGGCAAUAUUUCACUGCUCUGAUAGCUUUCUUAGACAGAAAAUGAUUACCAAGUUGUCACAGUGCCAGUAUGCUUUACCAUUGCUAUUUCCUGAUCCUGUCACAGCAAAUAUUGUGUCUCCUCUCUGGACAUUCAGACAAAUAUCAAAAUCAUGGAAGAUUUGCACAAAGAAGGAAGACUCUAGCACAGUCAAAAUGAAGAGCAUGCCAAUCUACAAAGCUAAGACUCCCCUGGUUUCAUUUUUCCGACUGGCCUCCUUGCCUGUGUCCAAAUCUCAGCUGAUGAACACCUUGAUCAAUGACCGCCACAACACAUUCUUCCAUAGAGACUGUCCAGGCAGCACCAAAUCUCAUAAUUUCAUGGAUGGUGUGGCAGAAAUUGCCUGGUACUGCCCUGCUGGAAAAUCCAAUGAUUUCUUUAACGACUGUGUUGCUUUCUGUAAUCUUCAUGGGGAUUCUUUAGAAAUGGUCAAACAGCGUGAAAUACUGACUAAAAAAUCCUCAGUCAUUAUUAUUCUCGUACAAACUUUGGAAAUGAGCCAGGAAAGUAAGGCAAUCAUUUCAAUGCUUUUGAAGUCAUCAAAACCUUUGAUAAUACUCAGUGCUGACAAUGACUGUAGUGCAGUUGAGGUGACACCACAAAAAUACAAACUGGGUCUGAAAGAAAGAAGCCAAUCCGAUGUUUCUAAAGAGCUGAAAGAAAUGAUAAGAAAAAUUUUGUCUGGACCCCACAAGCUCUUCCAGCUUAAAACUAUGGAAAAAAUGACAAAUGAAGUCAGAGUGGAUGAAGAGGCAGAGGCCUGCCAAAAUGGGAAAACUGCUGCAAUGAAACUGGUUGCACUGAUUAGAAAGAUGGAUAUCGCCAAAAUAAAAGAAGUGUUUCUCCCCUGCCAAGGUCCACUUUGGUAUGAGUGGUGCAAAAUCAACAAAGAACUGUAUCAUCUAAAGGGAGAAAUUGAGCAAGAAAAGGCUCAUAAAACUCAGCAACUGAUGGAACUACGACAGAAACAGUGUGACGUGUCCAAUAGUGAACUAAUGAAGUUGUUCACUGAGAGCCUCAAAAGUUUGCCAACAAACGAAUAUUUCUUGAAAUGGACCCAAAUCCUGAUAGAUGCUGUCUCCACAGAUUAUCUAUCUUCAAUUCUCCAAAAAUAUGAUGAAACAUGGUCAGAAGUCUUGGCUCUUAAGAAGAAAGAUAACAAAUCUGAAGAAUUAAUUAAAAAACAAGCUGAGCUUGAGCAGUUAUCAAAGCUGAUUCAAUCAGCAACAUUUGGUCUUGAACAUAUGUUUAGAGAAAUGGGACAGAUCUAUGAAGCGCAUAAAUCUCUGGAGAAACCAGCAGAGGGCCAACAGGCUGAAUGGACUAAAUACCCUGAACUGGCUGCAGAUCUGAUGAUAAAAGGACACCCAAUGGAGCUGAUGGAUGGUGAUGCAGGCCAUGUGCCUUUGAUAUGGAUCUCUAGUCUCAUACAGGAGGUCAUCAAGAAGCUAGGUGACCAGAGAGUCUUUGUGCUGUCAGUGCUGGGCUUACAAAGCAGUGGAAAGUCAACAAUGCUGAAUGCCAUGUUUGGAUUGGAGUUUGCAGUGAGUGCUGGGAGGUGCACCAAAGGUGCUUACAUGCAGCUGGUUAAGCUGUCAGAGGAAAUCCAGAAAGACUACAGAUUUGACUAUAUUCUAGUUGUGGACACUGAAGGUCUGCGCGCUCUUGAGUUAGCAGGCAAUGCUACCCUUCAUCACGAUAAUGAGCUUGCAACAUUUGUCGUUGGUCUAGGAAACCUGACACUGAUCAAUAUCUUUGGUGAAAAUCCAGCUCAUAUGCAAGAUAUCUUACAGAUUGUUGUGCAGGCUUUCAUGAGGAUGAAGAAAGUCAAGCUUUCUUCAAGUUGUGUGUUUGUUCAUCAGAAUGUCACAGAUAUUGCAGCAGCAGAGAAAAACAUGGAUGGAAAAAGACGCCUGCAGGAGAAAUUAGAUGCAAUGACUCAAUUAGCUGCUGAAGAGGAAGGCUGUGCUUUUGAGUGCUUCAGUGAUGUCAUUGCAUUUAAUGUGCAAGAGGAUGUUAAAUACUUUGCUCAGUUAUGGGAGGGAAGUCCACCAAUGGCUCCUCCAAAUCCAGGGUACAGUGAGAGUGUCCAAGAACUGAAGGCCUCCAUCCUGUCUAAGGCCUCAGACUCUGAUGGCAUUCUUCUGUCACAUUUUGGUACCAAGAUCCAGGACUUGUGGAACGCCUUGAUCAAUGAACACUUUGUUUUUAGCUUCAAAAAUACUCAAGAAAUUGCAGUCUAUAGAGAACUGGAGGUGCAGUAUGGAAACUGGACCUGGGCCUUGAGAAGUGAGAUGCUGAAUGUUGAAAACCAGCUUUAUACCAAAGUUGAAAAAGGUCAACUGGGCAAAGUUGAGCUCACUGACCUUUCCAAAGAAAUAAGUAACAAAUACGAAGAAGUGAUGAAAAAGAUGACAGCUUAUUUUAAUGACAACCAAAACAAAGAAAUGCUGGUUCAGUGGCAGGGUCGAUUUGAGAACAAAAUAAAAGGCUUUCAUGACGACAUUGUGAGAGACGUGAAAAGAAAACUGAAUGAAGUAAUUCAGCAGAAAAAUGCCCGAACAAAGCUUGAUGACAAAAAGGGAGUUUUUGAGAACAAGCUGCUCCAGCAGAGCAAAGAGCUUGCUCACAAGUUAAAAUGCCUUCAAAAAUAUGAAGAGGAAAAAAAAGCACAGUUUAAUAAUGUCUGGAGUCAUUGGGUUAAGGAACUAACCUUAGAUACAAAACCCAUUGAAAAUAUUUAUUUAGAAAAAGACCAGUUUAAUAUCCUUCUAGAUCUUGGUGUUGAACCAAAGCUCAUUCAUGACUCAAAGAAAAGCCAGAGAUACAAAAAUCUGUCAGAAACUCUUGAUUAUUCUGAUUACAUAACAGCAAAGGAGAACUCUGGGGGUGCCAUGGAGAAAUUCAAGAGGCUUUCUGUAUUUAACGAGCAAAAACAUGUCAGGUCGUUCAUUAAGGAGGUUGAAAAAAAAUGUCUGGAUGCCCUUAAGAGCAAACCUGUUGCAACGAGAGGUUACACAUCUACCUACUUAUCAGACAUGGCUCAAAUCAUUAUAAAACACAUAAAAGCAUUUGAAUCUGGAAGGGAUUAUGUAUUCAAGAAGGAGUUCACAGUUGAUCUUUCACUGUUUGUGUUUGGCAAUGCAGAAAGUUGGCUCUUAAACUCGCACAAGACAUACAAAGACAACAAUGAUGUUCAUACUUAUUUAGAAACCAAGAAAAAUGAAUAUUACAGCAUUUUCCAAAGCUACUGUAAAGGAAGCUCUUCUGCUGUUGUGUUUGGGGAAACGAUGUGUAAAAACCUCAAAGCCUCUGCUGUUGCAGCUGUCUGUAAUAAGACUGCGGUUAAUAUCGCUAGUGAGAUAAAGGGCAGGGUCCCAGCAUUCAAUGGGAAUAGAGUGAACUUAGAAAAAUAUCUGUUAAAGAACAUGGCAGAGAAGGAAGAUUUUAAGAGUUUUAUCACCUACAUCAGAGAUCCAAGAAAGCAACUAGAGGCCUUUAUUAAAGAAGAGGUGAAGAAAAACAUGUUUAAAAACAGUGAAGCUCAGAAGAUUAUUAGGAAAAACGUAGAGGACAUCAGGAGGGCCAUUGGUCAGGCUUUGUUUGAGGCAACAGAAGACGCUGAAAAGAAGAAAGGAGACAUAGAGAUGUGGGUGAAGGAGUUUUCCACUAAAGUAGGGCCAAUCUUAACAAUUGAUACCAUUAGUUGUGAAAACUUCAAGGACAUAAACAACUUUGACUUUCUUAAAGAAGAGAUGGAGAAAGGCCUUAAAAUAAUCACAGAGGAAAUGAUUAAUCUCUCUCUGAAUGAAGUGAAUAAAUGCAGGCAGAGGCCUGAACAAAUCCUCAUUGAUCAGUUGUGUAACUGCUGCUGGGAAACAUGUCCUUUCUGUGCUGCAGUUUGCACCAAUACUAUCAUGGACCACAGUCCUGAUAAGCACAGUGCUCUUUUUCAUCGACCUGCUGGGAUAAUAGGUCGGUGUAACAUUGGAACAGAUGAGCUGACUGUUGAGCUCUGCACCACAGCUGUAGCAAGUGAUGGAAGCUUUUACCCCGAGUGUGACUCAGAGUCUCCAGUUCUUUAUAAAGAGUAUCCAACUGCUGGAGAAAGAUAUGCUGCAUGGAGCAUCACACCUGAUGGCUCUAUGCUGCCCUACUGGAAAUGGUUUGUCUGUCACUUUCAGGAGGAACUGGAAAAACACUAUAAGAUGAAAUUCCAUGGCCGUGGAGAAAUUCCUCAGCAGUGGAAGUUGAUCAGUAAGAAGGAUGCCAUAGACAGUCUAGAUAGGAUGUAAAGUCUAGGAAAAUAUCAGUUCAUUACAGUAAGUUUGAGAUCUGCCUCUUAACAGUUAGAGAAGCUGCACAAUUUAUUGAAAAGCAUUUGGUUUAAACUUCCUGACUUAAUUAUAUGUUAAGUUUAGUAAAAUUAAAAUACCUUAAGACAAAUAUCAGAUUUUUUUUCUUUAUAUUAAUGGAAUAUAUUGUUGUUUGUCUAGUUAGAUUAUUUGCCAGUCGCUGCAAGAUGGGGAUGGAAUUUCAAAUAUAAGGAUUAAUAGAAGUUAUGUAAACAUUUUUCUUUUUUAUCUAUUUAUAAUUAACUUAUCAUGGCAUAUGCUUUGAUAUUGAUAAAAGUAUCAUUGGAAAAAAGCUAUUCUUUAGAAAAAGAGUGACAAUGAUGUCUGAGAAAAGAAAAUAAAUUUUCAGCAUUU
Messenger RNA from Cyprinodon tularosa, 5124 nucleotides. Its product is annotated as interferon-induced very large GTPase 1-like. Gene Ontology annotation, molecular function: GTP binding. The record is from RefSeq and is a predicted model, not a curated record. NCBI's taxonomy places the organism in Eukaryota, Metazoa, Chordata, Actinopteri, Cyprinodontiformes, Cyprinodontidae. Bases 7 to 4710 code for a protein of 1567 amino acids. The transcript is spliced from 3 exons.